Molecule: messenger RNA, 4221 nt
Organism: Nyctereutes procyonoides (raccoon dog)
Lineage: Eukaryota; Metazoa; Chordata; Mammalia; Carnivora; Canidae
Gene: NINL
Product: ninein like
Exons: 24
Coding region: 80-3490 (1136 amino acids)
Biological process (GO): microtubule anchoring at centrosome
Cellular component (GO): centrosome
Molecular function (GO): calcium ion binding
Source: RefSeq, a predicted model, not a curated record
UGGCGUGCGCCGGCGCGCUGGGCCUGCCCCCGGAGCCCGCGCGGAGAUCCUAGGCGCCCGCCGCCCAGCUUGCUAUGGGAUGGACAAAGAAGAAGAGAACCACUAUGUUUCGCAGCUCAGGGAAGUGUACAGCAGCUGUGACAGCACGGGGACGGGCUUUCUGGACCGGGAGGAACUGACCCAGCUCUGCCUUAAGCUUCAUCUGGAAAAGCAGCUGCCCAUCCUUCUGCAAACACUUCUUGGAAAUGACCACUUUGCCAGGGUUAACUUUGAGGAAUUUAAGGAAGGUUUUGUGGCAUUGCUGUCAUCAAAUGCUGGUGCUGGCCCCUCAGACGAAGACAGUAGUUCUUUGGAAUCAACUGCUUCUCGUGCUGUCCCGCCAAAGUAUGUGAGCGGCUCUAAGUGGUAUGGUCGCUGGAGCCGGCCCGAGCCCAAGCCAUGUGGCUCUGCAACAGGAGUCAAAUGUUUACCAGAACAGCAGCCCUGGACCAGCAGGAGAGGCCCGCUCCAUCGCUCUGCAUCCCUGGAAAGUGUGGAGAGUCUCAAGUCAGACGAAGAAGCUGAAAGUGCUAAAGAACCUCAGAAUGAGUUGUUUGAAGCACGAGGCCAGCUGCCAGCUUGGGGUUCCGAGGUCUUCGGGUGCCUCCACAAGCCCUGCAGCCUCUCUUUGGACACGCCCGAGAGCCGGGUCCGGGGCAUCUGGGAAGAGCUGGGCGUUGGCAGUAGCGGCCACCUCAACGAGCAGGAGCUGGCCAUUGUUUGCCAGAGCAUCGGGCUCCAGGGCCUGGAGAAGGAGGAACUGGAGGAUCUGUUUAACAAACUGGAUCAAGAUGGAGACGGCCGAGUGAGUCUCGAGGAAUUCCAGCUUGGCCUGUUCAAUCAUGGGCCUACUUCACUUCCAGGAUCUUCCACCCUCAGCAAACCAAGCAUGUCCUGGUCUCAUUACCAGGUCCUGGAGGAGGGCGGCUGCCAAACGACCACAACAUCGUCCCUGGUGUCGGUGUGCUCAGGCCUGCGCCUCUUAGGCAGCAUUGAUGACGGCACUGGCUGUGCAUUUCCCGAGCAGCUCAUUGCUCUGUGGGCCCAGGAGGGGAUUCAGAACGGCAGGGAGAUCUUGCAGAGUCUUGACUUCAGUGUGGACGAGAAGGUGAACCUCUUGGAGCUGACCUGGGCCCUUGAGAAUGAGCUUAUGAUGGUUGGUGGUGCCACUCAGCAGGCGGCCCUGGCCUGCUACCGCCAGGAGCUGAGCUUCCGCCAGGGGCAAGUGGAGCAGAUGGCAAGAGAGCGAGACAAGGCGAGGCAGGACCUGGAGAGAGCUGAGAAGAGGAACCUGGAGUUUGUGCAAGAGAUGGAUGACUGUCACUCUGCCCUAGAGCAGCUCACAGAGAAGAAAAUCCAACACCUGGAGCAUGGGUACCGGGAAAGGUUGAGCCUCCUGAGGUCUGAGGUGGAGAGGGAACGGGAGCUGUUCUGGGAGCAGACCUGCCGGCAGAGAGCUGUGCUGGAGAAGGACCUGGAGCGCCUGCAGGCCGAGGAGGCCAGCCUCCGGGAAAAGCUGACCCUGGCCCAGAAGGAAAACAGUCGAUUACAGAAGGAGAUUGUUGAAGUUGUGGAAAAGCUUUCAGAAUCAGAGAAGCUAGUCUUGAAACUGCAGAAUGACCUGGACUUUGUGUUGAAGGACAAGCUGGAGCCACAGAGCAUAGAACUCCUGGCCCAGGAGGAGCGGUUUGCAGAGGUCCUAAAGGAGUAUGAGCUCAAGUGCCGGGACCUGCAGGACCGCAACGACGAGCUGCUGGCUGCACUGGAAGGCCUGCGGGCACAGCUGCCCUCAAGUUGGCAUGGCCGGCCCCAUGCACAGCCAGAGGAACAGCUGCUCCCUGGACACGGCCCAGCAGGCAUCUCAUUCACUGGUGAUUCCAUUCCAGUAAAUUUAGAAACGGAGAUCAUGAUGGAGCAAGUGAAGGAGCACUACCAAGCCCUCCAGAUCCAGCUGGAGACCAAGGUAAAUUCCUAUGAAAAGGAAAUGGAGGCGAUGAGAAGGGACUUCGCAAAGGAGAGGGAGGAGUUGCAACAGGCUUUCAGGCUUGAGGUCCGCGUGCUGGAGUGCCGGAGAGCCGACCUGGAGGUGCUGCUUGGGAAGUCUCAGGAGUUCAUCCGAGGCCUGCAGGACCAGCUUCAGCAGGUCACCCAUGGCCCACUACCAGAGCAGGCAGGGUUGGGGCAAUGUUGCGUGCACAAGCUGUCUGGCCUGGUUGGGCGGCUGGCCCCGGAGCAGGGCCCACCGGAGCAGGAGCCACGCCAGAGGCACCGGAAUGAGCUGCAGCGAGACAGGAAAGAGGCCAAAGCUGUGCUGAACUACGAGCUCUUGCAGACGGAAGCCCAGCAGGCUGCCCGCUAUAAGGACUUGGUGCUACAGCCUCAGCAGGAGAAGGAAGAGGUGCUGCAGACAUCCCUGCUGCAAGUCCACGAAGUGACAGAACAGCAUGAUCUGGAGAAGGAGCGGAGAGAGGGCAGGGGGAAGGAGACCCUCCUGUGCUAUGGAAGUCAGAAACUGAAGCUGCAGGAGCCGGUGGGCAAGGAACAGGCAGCCGGGCAGGACCAGCGUGAGGCCCUGCAGGAGGAAGAGGCCGACUCGGGCCUGCAGAGAGAGAAGGACCACAUGAAAACCAAACUUCUGCAGCUGGAAGAUGUCGUUUGGACUCUUGAGAAAGAAGCAGAGUCAAGAGAGAACAACAGAAUCGAGUUGGCUAGACUUUCUGAGGAAAACUCAUGGCUGAAAAAUGAGCUGCGAAAGAUUCAGCAAGAGCUUGAAGCUGCAGAAAGGACAAAGGAUGCACAGAGGAAGGAAAUCGAGGUUUUAAGGAGAGACAAGGAAAAGACCUGCUCUGAAGUAGAAGAACUCAACAAACAGAGUCAGAAAUGCAAGGAUGAAGUAUCCCAGCUCAGUCACAAGGUCCUUCAGUUAGAAGAGGAGGCCUCUAUCCACCAGGCCCAGGAUGAGAAGAACCGUGUCACCAUUCAGCUGUUGACACACAGACUGGAGGAGGCCGGGCAGCAGGAGGAGCUACAGAGUGAGCAAAUCCAAAAACUUGAGCUGGAACUUGAACACAUGAAUCAGGAAUGUCAGAGCCUGAGACUGUCACAGUCACAGCUGAGAGAGACCCUUGAAGAAAGUCAAGACCAGGAGGAACGUGAAAAGGAGCUUAAAGACACCAAAGAGCACCUAGAAGAGGUGGGAAUAGUUCUGAAGAAUGUGGAAAUGCUCCUACAAGAAAAAGUGGCCCAGCUGAAAGAGCAGUUUGAAAAGAACACAAAAUCGGAUUUGCUGCUCAAGGAGCUCUAUGUGGAAAAUGCGCACCUGACAAAGGCACUUCAGGUCACUGAAGAGAAGCUACGAGGUGCUGAGAAGAAAAACCGCAUCCUGGAAGAAAAAGUUAGAGCUCUCAACAGACUUGUCAGUAUGCUUGCUUCAGCUUCCCUCUCUGUGUGAUGGUUGCUUGCUUUCCGGGAGCUCAUUUCGAAAGAACAUCUUUUAAAAUUAAGCCACCAUGGUGCCAUAAUUUUCUAAUGUUCAUUGGCUGUGUACUGGACAUAGGACGUUUCUGAGUCUUUGUUCACCUCAUACACAUUGAAAUAUGUCUGUUGUGCCAGAUGCUCAGGAAAUAGUCGUGCCGGAAAAGUCUACAUUUUUAUUAGUGGUCCUGGGUAAUUUCUGUAGGUAAAGUUCCCAGUUUUGCUACCAGUGGGUGAAACCCGUUAUGGAAGGGUGAAAAGAAAAUGGUAAAAUCAGCGUUAAUGUUGUACUCCUGACCUUAGCUGCAGAGUGUAAAAUGGAAAAUCAGUGCUCUGGACAGUGUCACCCUUUCACCAUUACUGCUGUGGCUUUAGAUCAUUAGCAUUCUCUAUCUGGGUUGGUACAGACCUUCUAGAAGGACUACUCGCUGUGACUGUCAACCCUGCUCCACCACAGGAGGAUGUUUAGAGAGUGCUUACUGUAGGUCUGUGGACUCAGGGACGAUUAUAUAUAUUGCAAAUGCAAUCUUUUCCUCAAUGAAAUGUCAUCACACUGGAAAUUGUACUAUAUGUAAAGAAAAAAAACUAUAGUUUUAUAUCCAAAAUAUAUAUAUAAGUUAUGGUCAUUUGGUUUAUGAGAAUAAACUACUGUACUAUGAAGAGUCACUGUAUUAACAAAAACUUUUCUAUUAAAAUUGUUUUACCUUC